AUGUCACGUGUGCGUUCGUCCUCUGCUUCCCCGACGGCCUCUCACGAGCUGGCCAAGGAUGCAGCCAAGAUGGAGGCGCGGCUCAGCCUCCUCAGGUGCACCAAUGACACGAACGAAGAUCACGCAUCCUUGUGUGUGUGACGCUGUGUGGUGUGUCCCCAGGGAGAUCAUGGAACAGGAGAAGAAGAAGAAAGACAUGUACGUACGUACGUGCGUAGCUAGAGGAAUGGCUCCCAUGUGGCGCACAUGCGGCCCUUUCUGUCUGUCAUUUCUUCCUUAAUUCGUCAGUUUGCGGGGUGGGAAGGACUCUCUCUGGCAGAGCGCCUCUGACAAGGUAGGUGAUGCAUGAGCCAUCCAUUCUCACACGUAGGGAGUCGUUCCCUCCUUUGUAUGGCUCCCCUGUGUCCCCAUCAGAAGCCCCUGACGAAGGGCUACAUCGAGACAGUCAUGAAAAGCGGCCCCGACACACAGCAGCCCAAGCAGCAGAGACAGCCCACCGACCGAAGCUCAUCGGCAGGCAAAACUCGCACCGACAGGUCUCUUCCACCUGGCCCCGUGUUCAAUCCCCCUCCUGCUGCUGCUGCUGCCAAAAACGAGACGACUUUGCAGAAAGACUCAUCGGCAGCAUUGAGAGGGAGGUCUAGAGGGCGUGUGGUGAGCCCUUCGAGGGGAGGAGGAGGAGGGCUCGGCAAUGUCAGAGCUCCACCAAAGCGGCCAACGGGUCUGGAGAGGGUGCUGCAGAAUGGUAGUGCGAGGAGCAAGACAGGAUUCCACAGGCAUAGUCCGUCAGCAAGUGUGCACGUCUGGCCUGCAGGUACGAAAGGCUCCCCGCUUGACAGUCUUCUCGAGUCCACAGUGGCCAAUCCCCCCCGCCCCGCCCGCCCAACACGCAGUCGUGGCGGCCACAGACCACGCAAUGCCACAGCGGCAUCCAAAAGCGAUGACAAUAUCAAUAUAAGUACGAGGGGGUCUGCACGGGCAAGAUCCACCACUCAAGACAAAAGGGGGUGGGACGUGACUGGGGCGAGCGGAACGACGUCAACAACGCCCAUGCGGACCACCCAGAAAUCGACUGCGUCCAGCCAGUCGGGCGCUACGGCCAUGGACGCAGAUUCGCGUGAGGUUGAGACAUUCCUGUUGAAGUGUGGGCUAUCUCGGUAUCUGACGGCGUUUUUGGAUAACGGUUUUGACUGCAUGGAGGUGCUGGAGGAGAUGACGGAGGAACACAUGAAGGCCAUCGGCAUCGCACUCGGACACAGAAUCAAGGUAGGUAGGUAUGUGCAGAGAAUAUGACCCCACGUGGGUCUCUUGCGCUUUUUCUGACCCUGUCUGUCAGCUGCGCAAGUAUCUUCGCCAGGUGUCGAGAGCCCCUCCCGUCCCCUGCAGCCCACCACUCCCACCAAGAGCCCCCCCAUCACCCCCCGAACACAAGCGCAAAGCGACAGAAGAGGCCGCCAAUUGUCAUGCUGCGGCUGAUGUGGGUGGGCAGUGUGGCGGUGCUCUGCUCGAGGGAGCUGUUGACGAGGAGGCAAAUGCACGGGACUUUCAAAGGGCCGUCGAGGUGUGCACACAGGCUUGCCGAAUGGCAACAGAAUGGUGGGGAACGAGAUUCUGGGUGCGUGUAGGAGUGGCGAAGCGGUAAAGCGGCACCGCCAUCGGGUGAGCACUUGGGGUCUACAGACGCACCAUUGUUGCCCGGGGCGACCAAUGGCACCACCACCAGCCCCUCGGCAUUUUGGGCUGCUACUGGCAACCAGCAGUGAGGAGUACAGUGCACACUCCAGCCACCCUGAUUGAUGUAUUCAUUUCUGUCUUCAACACACAGCUGGGUGACGACUGCGGCCAACAGUGCAGCGUCAGCAUCUGGUGGCAAGCGGCCCCUCACACCAGCUGCGGAGGAGACACCAUCAAUGAGUAAAGGACACACACGAAACAUUCACUCGUACCUGCCCAUUGUAAUGGCAUCAUCAGGCUCUGCCUCAGAGUGCCGAGGGCCCACCGAGACGCCGACCAAAAGUAGCGCACAAUCGCAAGAAAAGGUGUGGUGGAUGGAUGGAUGGAUGAGUGGAUGGACACAAGACGGCGAGUCAACCUUUCCUUCCCCACCCUCUCCUCGUAGGUCUCUUGCUACACGUGUUUUAAGCAGUUCUAUGUCGAACGGGGAGACAUGGAGGAGGACGCCACAGGUCAAGCCACCAGAUAGAAACAUCGACACACAUGGGUACAUGCAUGUCUCAUUCACCCAUCUCUUCUCCUCCCUCCCAGACAAACAUUUCUGUGCUCCCGAUUGUGAGGCCCUUUACCACGAAGGGCAGCUCGUAAGCUGUGUGGACUGUCACUGUGGAGGUGGAGGAGGGGCUGUUGGCUGUCUGUCGUGUGCCGCAUGAAUGUCAUGUGUGCAGGCUGCACGGAAGCGGUCUCUGAGCAUGGAGAGGACAGCCCGGCAGCUCCAGCAGAGGCUGCAGGUCGGCGAUACAGUCCAUGCAUUGCAAUGAAACCUCUUCCCCACUCAUCCACCCUUCUGUGAAUGCCUGCAGGACCUUCAAAUCGAUGAGCAGCAGGACCUCCGGGGCGACUCCGAACUCUCGGCCUCCCUGAUGUGGGACAUAUCGGCCUCUCUCCAGCAUGCCGACAGCCUUACAUACAGCCAAAGCGUGGUGCCCUUCAGCAUGGCCAUUCCCCAUGGCAAAGCAGAAGCAGAGGAGGAGCCGGCGCACGUGUGUGAAGACGGUGAAGAGGGCGAUGCGGGCAAGCAUCAUGAUGAGCAGGAAGAGGUAAAUGGGGAGUCCUCAUGUGAGAGUGAAGGUGUAAUGGAGGCUGCUGCGGGAGCGGCUGCUGCCGUGAUUGCAGAGGCUAUCGAUAGAGGCGAUGACUGACUUCCAAUGUGGUGUGCAUGUUCGGAGUUGACUUGUGAGGUCGUGGUGGUCCAGUUGCGUGCUGUGUUGCUCAUAAGCCCAUCUGCUCCCCUGAUACUUGGAGAGAUCUAGUGCGCCAUGGACACCCCAACGGCUGCCGUCUUUUCCAACGGCCGAGUUCUGUCUCACUGUGCGGAAAGCUUUUGACAAACACCGUUCCGGCGUGAGCACCCGUAAUCGAUGAGUGAUUGCCGUGCCAGUGACCCCCCAGCCAGUAUCCCCCCGACGUCCUCGGCAGCAGCUCCCCCUCGUCAGACUCACUCCCAUCCUCAUCCGCGUACACCGUCGACACAAACAUCGACACCGACGCAUCAUCCAACAGCAGCAAUAGAAGGCACAGCCGCAAGUCGAGGGCCGCCCUGCUGCCCCGGUUGCCCUCUCUGGGCUGGUUCGGGAGGUGGCGAUAUGGAGGGUUGGUGUGUGUUGGUGGGGGUGAGUUCUACCGGAGGCUGGAGACGCUGUAUGGACGUGACUUUUUGAGGCUGUUAUGGAGCAUUCAGCUGUUCGUAAAAGGCACCAUAUGGCAGUACUUGAAGCUGGUGCCACUGUCCUACUUUCGGUCGGUGAGGCUCUCUCUCUCUCUUCUUGCGCCGCCUGGAGAAAAGUCCCAACGGAUGUGUGUGCUUGUGUGUUUGUGUUUGUGUUUGCGUGUGUGUGGUGCAUGGGAUGGAUGGCAUGCAGUGCGUUGGGGUUGGAUGGUGUGUCUUACCAGACGAGCAUGACCAUUGCCCUCACACCAUGGGCCAUGAAAGGUCAUACAUACAGAUGGUCGGUCGACACGUGACAGCCUCGCUGCUCCUGUCGAUUGAUGUGUGGUAUCUAUCUCCCAGGCUUGUUCGGAGUCGUGACGGACACUCAACCCAUCGGCGGGUACCACGCCAAGUGGUACAUGUUCAUCGCUAAUGUCGUCGGCGUCAUCGGGCUGCUCGGACUUGCUACACUCCCACACAGCAGUCGGUGUCCACUCCGCACUGCUCACAAGGGCAAACAAAGCAGAUAAUGACCAGAUUGCCCUCCUGUUCCUGAUUUGAUGGAUGUUGGUGGCUGCAGUCGCGAGGCGUCAGGUGUGGUCGGUUGGCGGGUUUCUCUUCCUGGGCCAGCUGCAGCCGGCCAUACAGGACAUGCUGUGUGACGGCAAGUACACCGAGAUGAUGGCCAUGCGCCAGGGGGCGGGGUAUGCGCACACACACACAUAUACACACACACACGCACACAGCUGACUGACAAGUAAGUGUGCUUUGUGUGUCAGAGGCGAGAUCGUCACGUUUGUGUGGUUCCUGAGUGUGUGUGGGGACGUGAUUGCGAGUGCGACUGUUGGGCCGAUAUCAGACUACGUUGGUCAGUCAGGCGGGCAGGGACACCACACGGCACGGCAGUGCACAUCCACCGCCAACCAACCAAUGCCCUCUCUGUGUGUGCAGGUGCUGACCUUGUGUUUUGGAUCUGUCUGCCCUUGUCGCUUCAGUCGGAUCUACCCCAUCCUGAAGGGAUGGCUGCCGGAGGAGAGAAUACCGCCCCCAAAUGGCAACAAACUGCAAGUGAGCCCCCGAUGCAUCCAGCGGGGGAGCGUGUCUGUCUGCCCCUGUUCGUCCGUCAGGUGGAUAA
Vitrella brassicaformis is the source of this 4520-nucleotide messenger RNA. The record is from the annotation of a GenBank genome assembly. NCBI's taxonomy places the organism in Eukaryota, Vitrellaceae.